AUUUAAUCUGAAAAGAAAAAUUCUUCAAAGUCACCAUGAAUAGCUAUCACAAGGAAUUUUUCUUUAAUCAAUGGAGUGACUCCAGGGAUAUCGCAAUAGAAAUGGAAUGAAAACGCACGUGGGCGCAGACGCGUGAUUUAUAGAUUUUCCCAACGCGGAGAGUAUCAAGGGAGGAGUCGAUUCUGUAGAAAUGUAAAGGGUGGAUGAGAAGCGGGUGGAAAUCGGGCUGGGCCGGCGUCGUCACUCCGAAAAGCAGGCCGCUCGCAGAGCCACGAAAAUGAGGAGAAUCUGUGGAGGUAUACAUUUCGCGUUCGCGUCAUGUGACUAGUGUACUCUUGGAUUUUGAGUUGUACCGUUUUCAUGGUACAUGCUGGUGCUAUUGUCGUUCCUCUCAUUUCUCAACCCCGCGCCCCACACUUUAUGCAUGGUAAGUUUCCUCGAUAACUUCCACCUUAUCGCAACGCACCGCUUUCAUGUGUGUCACACCUGUACUGCAGAAGAGGAAGGCUAUGCAGUUGUAACUGACAGUGCGGUGUACAAUUAAAAAAAGAAAAUACGUUAUCAGUGCCACAAAAAACCAGUCGAACUAAUCAACUCAUCAAUAUAUAUUUGUAUUUUGAAAAUCUCUACCCCAUCUUUGGUACCUGCCACAGUAAUUUUGGAAUCGUAAACAAAUCGUGAAGUUAGUCACAAGCUGACAGUCUGCACGUUAAUACGAAAAAUAACCAAGAAUGCUUCGACUGGCACGAGCUGCCAGCCUCAAUGCGGUUUCGCCAACUGGACGACUGGACGAUCUUACGCAGCAGAGAAGCAGAAAGCCGAUUAAAGAAUAGCCGAAUGUCGGGGUGCAAACAGGAACUGGACACGAGUCGGUUUGGUUAGAUAGGAGAAUUUUGGCCACUUCCGGCGAACGUUAUGGGUCUGCCACGCUUAUCACUUAAAAGAUGCUUCCUCUACGUUUUUUGCUUCACGGGAAUGCUGCUGGUCAUUAUAAACGUACGGCAAAAGGACAUUUGGCAGUCCUUGCGAACGAAUCCUUCCCAGGUACAGGCAGUUCGUACUGUACCAGAAGCAUCGAAGAUCAAGCUCGCUUGGUCCUCGAAAUCAAAGAGACCCGUGAAGCCAUUGCGAAAGCGGGGAAAAGUACCAGAAAAACUUCCGUCCGAGGCGUUGAACUUCACUGGUACGAUCAACCUGGCGGAGCGUCCGGUGGACUCCUCGGAUCCAUCGAGAAGGCCGUGGUACAUGAAAGGCGGGAGGAGGAUGCCAUUUCCUGCUGUAAAAUCACGUCGCACUGGACGACGAUUGGCGAAGCUUUGGCCCGACGAGGACGCGAAUGAUGAUCGCGUGACAAAUCAAUUGAUGUUUAUGCCACCGGAAUACAAUAGGACAUACGCGGAGAGUCAUCUGAAGAAGAUUAUGAUUCCUCAUGGUAUGGGCGAAGCCUUGACUGGCCGUGACGUUUUUUUCAACCAAAAAUGUCCAGUCAAUACCUGCGUGAUCACACGUGAUAAUAUGGAGAAUGCUGAUCUGGUGGUGUUCCAGGAUUAUAUUUCACACGUGGGCCACAGACCUCCGAAUCAGAUUUGGAUGAUUUACUUCCUGGAAUGUCCUUAUCAUACUCAAAAUAUUAAGAAUGCAGCGAUUAAUUGGACUGGUACUUAUCGCAAAGACAGUGACAUUGUCGCUCCUUAUGAACGAUGGCAGUAUUAUGAUCCCAGUGUGACGCAGAUAAAUCAACAUUUCAAUUAUGCCGCCAAUAAGACGAAAAAAGUCGCUUGGUUCGUGUCGAACUGUCAUGCUCGUAAUCAGAGAAUGAGGUACGCCAAAGAACUGGGAAAGCAUAUUCAAGUUGACAUUUAUGGAGCCUGCGGACCUUUACAUUGUCCACGGAGUCAGGCACAGACAUGUUUCGAUAUGCUCGACGUAGAUUACAAAUUUUACCUCGCCUUCGAGAACUCGAAUUGCAAGGAUUACAUAACCGAGAAAUUUUUUGUCAAUGGCCUGGGGCACAACGUACUUCCCAUAGUGAUGGGAGCGCACCCCACGGAUUAUGCGAGAAGCGCACCCUAUCGUUCCUACAUUCACGUCGAUGAAUUUGAAUCUCCCAAAGAACUUGCAGAAUAUCUUUACAGACUGGAUAACGACGACGAGCUCUACAAUUCUUACUUUAAGUGGAAAGGUACCGGGGAAUUUAUAAAUACGUAUUUCUUCUGUCGCGUGUGCGCCAUGCUUCACGACGAUCGCCCGCCAAAGUCUUACAACGACGUGAACGACUGGUGGCGUGGCAAUGGAGUUUGCACUAGCGGUUCAUGGAGGGAACACGAUGCUGUUGCCAUGAGUUCCAGAAACGUUUGAAAUUUUUUCUUUAAAUGCCAAAAGAGAGCAAUCGAUAAAAAGAAAAGCGCAAAAGUCAUCGCGACGACGUGCGGACGAGACUGGACUUUUGAGUCAAUGGUCUAUCCAGUCUAUCCAGUCGACUCUCCUGUGCUCAAUAUGCUGUUGUACACUUUGGGAUGAUUCUUCCAGUUGACGACGACGUAGGUAAUCCCUGACUAAUUGACGAGCCUACGAUGGGAGACUUAACUUCAUGAAAGUUUUUCAAUGAAACUCAAUGAAGAGGAACGAAUUGAUUUAUCAAAUUUAUUUUCAACGUCCAAUGACCAAUUACUGUUCUUUGCUGCACAAUAUACAUUUAGACAACUGUGCAAACAUAUUACAUGAGUGCCCAGGAAAUUUCCAGCGGCUGAUUAAGUAACGAAUUAACUUAUUUUUAUUUUAAUCGAGCUGCACCCAGUCGUCACUGAUUUGCACAGAUCAGUUUCCUUAGUCUGACGACGAGUCAAUUCAGCACAAAUAUUUAUUAUUUCAGUGUUUGGCACAAAUUGCUGUGAGUACUUCUUAAAUAGUUCCUAGUACGUUUACAUUGUUUUGCAUCGAUGCACUGGUGACGUUAAGUGAUCAGGUUCGCAAUCAGUGCUUUUGUAUAUUUAUUUAUAUUCAUCUCUCGACAUACGCUUGCACCUAUGCUGUUCACAUUCCCAUAACGUUACUCUGAGAUCGAGUAACUCAGUUAUUGUAUAUUGGGCCGGGAUAUAUAUGUAUAUUUGUUUCUUCGUAACGUGUUACGCACAAUUAUGCGUUUCUACUGUUAGCCAUAAGUUUACAUUGUGUGCAAUAUAGUUAACGCAACGCUGGCCAUUGUGAAAAAAGUUACAGAAAUAAGUAAAUUCAUGAAAAUUUACGCAAGAGUGUAUAUCAUACAUAUUUGACCUACGUCAAGUACGUUCGCAUUACUACCAUUGGUAUACAUAAUAAUAUAAAUGUGUACAAACUUGAUAGCAGUCAUUGAGGCACAUAAACAUUUGAUAGCGUCAUAAUCAUAAAAAUAUCUUAUACGUAUACGCAACGAGGUAUUACCCGUUUCAUUUUCCAUUCGUACAUUCUUCUGCGAUGGUCCAUCCGAUUCAAUUUUAAUUAAUGAGAUUUCAAAGAGCAGUGGACCCGGUAGUUGAUCCAGUCAAAUCUCGAUAAACCUUCCGAGUCAUGAAAUAGCCCAGAUACACUCGAGUCAACUUGUAUUCCAAAACAAUGAUCCAUUCCUAUCGUCUAUCGAGGGUGGUGCGCACAAGCAGCUUAAAUAGAAUAAAAAAUAAUAUUAAUACCUCGUGCCGUAUAUUAUCAGAUAAAAGUACCACGCGAACAGCAAGGACGAUUUGAAAAAUACAUCGUCUUAACCACAAUCGAGCGUAUUCUUAUGAUACAAGAAAAAAAAAACGUACAUAUAAUAACGUCGUGACGUUCGUCGAAAGCUCAGCGAAUUUAUAAAUUAGUUUAUACGUAACUCGUAUGUUAUUAGUGUGUUUAACGUGAACGUUUGUUUUCUCGAAGUGAAAUAAUAAUAUUUGACAUGAGUAUGCAAGUGAAUGUAGUAUUAGCUAUACGGCAGUUAUUGUAGAUGUCACUGCUGUCUCGCUGUCCUUAGCCACGUGCAGAGUCAUCUUCCCUCGACGAAACAUUGAAAAUAAAUUCCGAGAACGUCAUUGCAGUGAAAUCUGGAAAUAUGAAAACGUCCAAUUAUUUCUGAAAAGUCAUUUUUUUCGUAAUAACAUAAGUACCAACUGUCAACGAAACGAAUCAUUAAAUACGUUAUCGAAUGAGAAAGGGAUACUGCAGGUGGCGACACCUCGGAAAACAUUUGUAACCUCACAUUGAAUCUGUCCGUCCACCGCCACAGGGUGAAACAAUGAGUCAAAGGGAAACAAAGGUAAACAAGAAAAAGCUUCGGGUUCAUAAAAGCGUACGUGCUCACGUUAAAGGCCCGUAAUACAUAAAGCAUAAAAAGAGUUUGCUACAAUUUCACGUAAGGCACGUGCGUAAUUACGUGACUCCUCGUUAAAACCGUACGUAACGAACGUAUCGUGUCUCUUACCAGUCUUUCUGUUUGUUCUGUCAUGCCGAUACAAUUAUUAUUCAAUGCUACGAGAACGGGAAAGCAGUCGAGCAUUUAUAUCUGCAUGUCGUGCAAUUACGCCUCACUACGACGAGUGCUAUUGACAUUUCUAUUUGCGGAGACAUGUCGAAAACGCGGUUCCUCGCGGAAAACAAUACCAAGUAGGUAAAUUGAUAUUGCACGUUGAAUACGAAAAAUGGAAUAAUACUUAAUAGCGUGAUGGCGUAAUUAAAAAAGCAAACAUCCGUUUUAACGAAAUAUUAUCCAAUAAGAAUCCUAUAAAAUACUAUUUAUCACGAGGGCCAACCAAGGGACGUUCUUACGACGCCUUGACAGUUGACGACCUGACGUCAGCAGCUUCGGAUAAAUAAUCGAAUGACUCUAACGCAAAAGUCCGCUUUCUACGAGUAUUCGUAGACGCAUUUACAAACGUAUUAAUGAUUCGUUUCGUAAAUUACAAAUGCGUCACGUAAUACGUGUAUGUAAAAUUUACGUAUCGCUGGUUUCGCGAGAGUCAUUAGCAAUUUAUCAUUGUGACUAAUAGCCCGAGAGUUGCUCAAUUUGAGCUGUAAAUAUGGCGGGAAAUUUAAAAUGUUUUUAAAUAUGGGUCAAUACGACACCGGCUGCGUAUUAACAAAGUUUGAAUAAUUUUUGUGCAAUAAAAUGUAUACACCUAGAUAAGGUUAGGCGAUUGAUAUGCUAUUUUAACGCGGGGUAUUUAUCAUCGAUAUUAUCGAUUGGCUUUAUAUCGAUUUUUCUUCGAAGAUCGAUACGAAUAGGUUGGUAGAAGUCGAUUCGAACUUUUGCGAUCCGAGACUUGGCGUAUAGUGGUAAGUCGAAUUGCAGCACGAUUCGUUUUCUGGCGGUUCUGUGUAAUUGGUGCUGGUUAUGGUGCGUAAUAUAGAAAACGCCGAUGACACCUUUUCAGUGUGUGAAUCAUAGUCGUUAAUUUUCGAGAAAUAGUCAUUCCGAUCGCGUACAAAUGCGAUAUACGAAGUGCAAGUGAUAAGAAGAGACUGUGCGAAAUUUAAUCGAAAAAAAAAGGAAUAAUUAAGUAACGAUAAGAAUGAAAAUCGUAGAGUCAACGAUGUUACUGAUAACGAGUUAUCGUGUCAUUAGAUAGCGCUAUUUGUAAAUAUUAGCUUACAUUACCGAAAUUUACAUGUUACACGUAUGCGAAUGAAAAUAAGUCCAUCGACAACCGGGUAUGUAAUUUUGAGAUUAAUUUAAAGAUAAAAAAGCGCUUGUGGAAAAUUUCGUUAUUUUGAAAUAUUAAAAAAAAAUCUAUUAGAAAAACCACAAAUUCCUAUUUCUUUUCCAAAAAUUAGGUGCGGCCCUAUAAUCGGUAUUGAAAAAAAAAAAAAAUCAGUAUUAUCCCAUAUACGACUGAUAAGGUAUUCCCGUAUAUCACAAA
Messenger RNA from Cephus cinctus (wheat stem sawfly), 5867 nucleotides. It is a transcript of the gene FucTA, whose product is annotated as glycoprotein 3-alpha-L-fucosyltransferase A. The transcript has 9 exons. Gene Ontology annotation, molecular function: alpha-(1->3)-fucosyltransferase activity. The record is from RefSeq and is a predicted model, not a curated record. The coding region runs from base 916 to 2358 and encodes 480 amino acids. NCBI's taxonomy places the organism in Eukaryota, Metazoa, Arthropoda, Insecta, Hymenoptera, Cephidae. Gene Ontology annotation, cellular component: membrane.